Molecule: messenger RNA, 1044 nt
Organism: Rubroshorea leprosula
Lineage: Eukaryota; Viridiplantae; Streptophyta; Magnoliopsida; Malvales; Dipterocarpaceae
Source: the annotation of a GenBank genome assembly
UAAUCUUCUCUAGCAAUACAACAUGCAUGAGGCCAAGCCUAUGCCCACCCCUCUUGUUGCUUCCACUUCAUUGCAUCUUGGUUCUGGUUCACCUCUUUUUGAUGGUUCUAGUUAUUGGCGGCUUCUUGGCUUCAUGCAGUAUCUUGCUCUCACUUGUCCGGAUCUCUACUUUGCUGUGAAUAAGCUGUCUCAAUUUAUGCAUCAGCCCACUGACGCUCACUGGCAGUUGGCUAAACGUGUUCUUUGCUACUUGCAAGGGACCGACUUUCAUGGGUUGUUGUUACGGCCUCAACUUGCUCUAUCCUUGCAUGCCUACUCCGAUGCUGAUUGGGCUAGCAAUCAUUCUAAUUGUGUUAGUACCACUGAUUAUUUGGUCGUUCAAGGCUCUAAUCCCAUUUCUUGGCACACUACCAAACAGAAGGCAGUCGCUUGGAGCUCCACAAAGGUUGAAUAUCACGCCUUAGCAUCUACUGCUUCUGAACUAGUUUGGGUUCACAAUCUACUAUUGGAACUUGGAGUUUCUGGUAUUGGCUCUCUUGCUCUCUUUUGUGAUAACAUUGGUGCCACUUACUUGAGUCUCAAUCCCGUUCUACACUCUUGUAUGAAACACAUCGCUGUUGAUUUACACUUCGUUCGGGAUCUAGUCAAUCAGAAAAUCCUUCAUGUUUCACACAUUUCUUCUCAUGAUCAACUCGCUGAUAGCCUUACCAAGGCUUUGUCCACUUCUCACUUUUCUAGUUUGCAUUCCAAGAUUGGUGUUGCUAAUAACACCUCCAUCUUGCGAGGCUUGAGCAAGCAUUUGUACGACUUCUCUCAUGGUGGGUCCUUCAACGCCGCGUUCUUGAACGCAUAGCAUUGCCACAAGGAAAUGUACAUCAAUUUGUUGUAUCUUAAACUAAGUUUUCUUCUUUUGUAGGCAUUUGGACUGUUGCUAUAAAAUACAACUAAGAUUAGCUAGUCUUAAUCAAAUGCAGGGGGGAAAUUGGACAAUGGAAAGCUUAAAAGAUGUCAAUUUCGCUUUCAUAAUCAAUAUGACAAGUCAUU